UGUGCUUUGGUCCUCCGACAGGGCCUCCCAGCACCUCCAGGGCACGAGAGCUGCAUCUGCCGGGGUAGUUUCAGCCCAGACUUUCCUGAUGGGCUGGAAUCUAUGAGGGCUCCCAGCUAAGAGCCACCCAGGUCCACGAGUGAGUCUCAGCCCUCCCAACCCUGAAGGUGGGAGAUGCCAGGGAAAUCUCUGCUUGCAGGGCCCUAGGAAGCCACAGGCCCAAGGCUGCCCCAAAUCUCUGUGCAGGCCUGGGACAGAGAAGCCGAGGCUGGGGAACCUGUGGGGCCCUACUGACCAUUCUUGCAGACACACAUGCAGUGGCUGAGGUCUCCUCCGAGGCUGGGCACGCAAGUCCUAUCCUGCAAGUCCUAAAUAGCACCACCUUCCUUUCCUUUCUGUGGGCAGCAGUUUCCAAUCCUAAACCUCCGAAGUGCUGGAAGCCACGACGGCCUUUGUCAGGUGCUGAGAAUGGCUGCUCUUGUGUGGUGCCCCUGUUAGGGUGUCUGGGGUGCGUAGGAGGCUUCCUCCUCCAGAGGCUUCCCAGGCCUUGACACAUGCAGUGUGAUUUUUGGCUUUUUGGCUUUUUGUUUUGUUUUUUGGAGCUGCGGGAGGGGGGCGUGCAGAUCUUGCAAGAGGGCAGGAGAGUGUAGACCCUCCUCCUGGAAACCGCUCCCCAUGUCCACACUCUAAUUCCACGCAGCCUCUCUGUAGACCCCAGAGCAAGAGCCCCUAGGCCAGACAGGGUGACACUGGAGCGGCUCAAAGAGCAUCUGGUCCCACCCCUUUAUUUCACUCACAAGGAAGUCGAGACCCAGAGAGGGGAAGUGACUCUCCCCAGAACAGGCUGACAGCCAGGCCUGGAGGAGAAAUGACAUCUCUCAGCCCUCUCAGCUGCACCGGACCACCAACAGGUAACAGCCUCUGGGCCAUUUACAGAAACUGAGGCAUGGAGCCUCUAACCUGACCUUGCUCUUGUGGACUGCAGUUGUGAUUCAAUGGGCAUGAAUUGCUGUGUGAUGCUGGGGAGGUGUUUGUGAUUCUUGACAAAGUCAUUUGAAUCCAUCACUUCAAGAGAGUGAAAGGAGCCCCAUCUGAUCUGUUGGUGUUGUAGGAAGAAACAUGAGUCAGCAAAACACCAGUGGGGACUGCCUGUUUGACGGCGUCAAUGAGCUGAUGAAAACCCUACAGUUUGCAGUCCACAUCCCCACCUUCGUCCUGGGCCUGCUCCUCAACCUGCUGGCCAUCCAUGGCUUCAGCACCUUCCUUAAGAACAGGUGGCCCGAUUAUGCUGCCACCUCCAUCUACAUGAUCAACCUGGCGGUCUUUGACCUGCUGCUGGUGCUCUCCCUCCCGUUCAAGAUGGUCCUGUCCCAGGUACAGUCCCCUUUCCCGUCCCUGUGCACCCUGGUGGAGUGCCUUUACUUCAUCAGCAUGUACGGAAGCGUCUUCACCAUCUGCUUCAUCAGCAUGGACCGGUUCUUGGCCAUCCGGUACCCGCUCCUGGUGAGCCACCUCCGGUCCCCCAGGAAGAUCUUUGGGAUCUGCUGCACCAUCUGGGUCCUGGUGUGGACCGGGAGCAUCCCUAUCUAUAGUUUCCAUGGGAAAGUGGAAAAAUACAUGUGCUUCCACAACAUGUCUGAUGAUACCUGGAGCGCCAAGGUCUUCUUCCCGCUGGAGGUGUUUGGCUUCCUCCUUCCCAUGGGCAUCAUGGGCUUCUGCUGCUCCAGGAGCAUCCACAUCCUGCUGGGCCGCCGAGACCACACCCAGGACUGGGUACAGCAGAGAGCCUGCAUCUACAGCAUCGCAGCCAGCCUGGCUGUCUUUGUGGUCUCCUUCCUCCCAGUCCACCUGGGGUUCUUCCUGCAGUUCUUGGUGAGAAACGGCUUUAUCGUAGAGUGCAGAGCCAAGCAGAGCAUCAGCUUCUUCUUGCAAUUGUCCAUGUGUUUCUCCAACGUCAACUGCUGCCUGGAUGUUUUCUGCUACUACUUUGUCAUCAAAGAAUUCCGCAUGAACAUCAGGGCCCACCGGCCUUCCAGGGUCCAGCUGGUCCUGCAGGACACCACGAUCUCCCGGGGCUAAUGGAAGGACAUCCUGUUCAGGGGAAGAAAGCCCUGGCCCUGAAUUCUGGUAACGGAUAUCGCGUUCCAGGGUUUUGAUGUGGUGGGAUGAUCCGCACCAUCUUCACUGAUGUGCUUCCCUUUGAUGCCCAUUGAGUGCCAGCUUUGCUCAUUAUACCCCAAAGGCCUUUUUUCCACUGCCCAGACAGCUCCACAUAUACCACCCAGUGUUCAGGGAUCUCUGAAGAACCCACAAACCAGGUGAAUUACUGAUUUCUAAGUCCAAAAACUAUAGAGCAGAAGAAUUGAGAAAGAGAAUGAGACCAUGUCAACGAGGCUGUUUCCAACUCUCCCCAUUUUCGUGUUCGACUGGGAGGUUCUGGAAAGAAAGAGAGAGAGAGAAAGGAGGUAAAGGAGGGAGCCAAGAGAGUCAGUGAUGGGGGAGAGUGUCUUGGGCAGAGGUGGGGUGGUAGGGAUGAAUGAAGCCCCUUUUUAGUUUGGGUGUCCCAGAACGGAGCAGACUUGCAUUUUCCAGUCCCUUCUGGAGCUGUGUUGCAAAAACCUCAUGGAGAUGACAGCAAGUAGGGGUGGUGUUGGGGCUGGGCAAGUAGCGUGGAUCACCUCAAGUUUCCAGUGAGCCUCAGAAAGGUGAAGGAAGCCAGCCACAUCUUUCUGUGCCUGUGAGAAGACUGCAGAAUGACUGACUGGGGUGUUGAUGACAUCCAAGAGCCAUGAGCGGGGAAGGGAAAGGACACUCCUGGGGAAGGAAGAAGACAGGCCCAGGGCUGGAAGCACACAGCCCCUCCCCCAUCACCAUCAGGGUGUCCACAGCAUGGAGUGUUGGUGCUGGCCCAGGGUGAAGAGAGGCAGUGGGAUACGGUCUGGGAGCGGGGAGACCCCGACCUGCUUUCUAUCUUGAACAGACUGGGAAGUUGCUGAUUACACCUAGCUUCCUUGAAAACAAUGGCAAAGAAUCAGGCCUGCCUUGGUUCCACCAUAGGAGGGUGGAGGAGGUGCUGUCUUUCUCACCUGCAUCCUGGCUGGGCAGCUGGUACCCAUGGCACUGCCCAUGGAGCUGUCCCUCCCUGGCAGCUGGGAGGGAGAUGAGGCAGCCAGGCACAAGGGUGUGGCCUUGCGAAAGAAGGCAAGAGGGGGUCCCUGCAGGUCCCAGGAAACUGUAAACAACUGAGUCACGCCUGGAUGGCUUCUCAACGGAUCUGGAGGAGGAGUGCAAGUGACAGGGGAAGCCUCCCAAUGACUCAGCUGCUCUGGAGAGUGAAAUGAUGAGAAGGAUCCAUUGUGGGGUGGUUUUGCAUGACAGAUUGAGUGGGAUGAGGAGUAACUGAUGAGACUUCAUGUGAGCCAGGUCUUCAGGAGGAAAAGCAACUGCGGUCUACUUGUAGGAUCUGGGCUCAGUGGGGGCCGAAGGGCUUGGGAGGGGUGGCGGCCUGAGGGGAAGAAGAGAAGCAUUUGGAUAAACCUGGGCCUGCGGGGAGGAGGAGGAGGAAGAGGAAGAGGAAAAGGAGGGGAAGCUGAGCAGUGGCCCUAGGCUUGAAGCCUGCAGGGAGUACAGGGUGGGUGGGGAACCUGGCUGAGCUGCUUCCUGCCUGAGAGCCUUUCCCGGCUGGCCUAAGAGCCGUGGACAGACAGGAGUCGCCUUCUCAGGAGCAGCUCCCGCUGUUGCUGUGCUCAAGUGGCACCCUGUACACCUCCUCCUAGGUGGACGGAGGGAAGGGUGAGGAAGAGAGCGUCAAUGAAGGGGUGGAAGUGGAUGUGGAGGAGUGACCAGACCAGACCAGACCAGACCAGAGGGAUCGGAGGCUCAGGACCCCUGGGCUGGGCCUCUAGGAACCACAGCCACAGAGUCAGGCUCUGCAGACCCAGAGGUAAGGCUGCCUGGCUGUCCCAAGCCCCAGACACUCCUCUCCUUGCCUGCAGGCUGCCCUGUCCCAUGGCCACCCUAGACAGAGACACCACCCGUGAUACUCUGAGGAAGCCAGACUUUCGCACGCAACAGGGCAUUUGGGGCUGGUUCGGGUCAGAGUCCACAGGUGGUGGAUUUAGGGACCACUCUCCUCUCACUUCUUUCUCUGCAUGAGGAGUUGGGAGCCUGCCUGGUGGAGUUGAGUGAUGCCCUUCAUGUGCACUUGGGUCUACCAAUGUGCUUAGGGCCAGAUGGGCUUCCUAAGAGACAGGGGUGGGUGGACCUAACCACCUAUCAUCCCCAGCGAUGUCCAAACAUAAAGUCUUAUCUAUGUGCAGUAUGACUUUGUCCAGGUGACAGAAAGGGCUCUAGACAGCUGAGAGGAACUGAUCAUGUAGGGAGGGAUGGGGAGGGGAGCCAGGACCCAGGAGCUGCAUGACUGUAAGAGGAAGGUCCUUGGAGGGUAUCAGCAGUCUCAGUGUGAUGUGACAACUAUGGACCUGUGGGUGUGCCCUGGGGACCCGUGACCCAUCCCAAAACACUGUGGAAAGAAGGGCCUUUUCUCCGUGGGGACCCGUGUCUGUGGGAGUGGGCACAGGUCCGUGCUGCAGGCCACUAUGGCUGCUCGGCAGAAAGGCCGAGAGUUUGGACCCACAUAGCUGCAAGCCAAGCUGGCCCAUAGUCAGCAGUGGGGCCCAGUGGCACAGGAGGGGCGGAGGGUUAGCAUUGGAAAAAAUGACUUGAUUAAUCUGAUUCGCCAAAUAAAUAGAUUCAUGUGAUGCCAUGUGACCUUGUCUUGGACUAAGUUUACUGGCCCCGGAGAAGAGCAGGCCCCAGAUGGCCCCUGCCAGGUCACCCAACAAUCUUGGUCUCUUCAGCAGCCACCUGGCCACCAAGUGUGGGGCUGCAGGGAGUGGCCCUCCCUGCUCAGGAGCACAGCUGGGCCUGUCCAGGUGACCAGGAGCCAGACCCUUUGGGGCCUACUUGCCACUCCCCCACAUCCACAUGGGUGCUUGGUUCUCUGUGGUAGCAGCCAGGCUGCACAGACCCCGCAUACUCAGCUGCAGUCGACCCCACCCUGCCCUUGCCACCUUGUCCCACCACCACCUUGUCGCACUGCCGCCGUGACACUGCAGCUGCUUCCACAGGCCCUGGCUCCUCCGCAUACACAGGGGUGGGGGGCCCAGUAUGAGAAACCUGCUGACCAACCUAGGGGCUGAAGACACAGGGCCAGUCUCUAGAGGUCCUCCACGGUGGCCCUUCCCUCCCUUCUCUGACCUCUUGUGGUGGGAAUCCGACUUUCCAAGGGUGGAUUCUCAUAGGUUCUUCUCCGCGCUUCACAGUGAAUUUUGCUAGCCUUUGGAGAGCUCCCGGAAGCUGUGCACUGCUAGGCUCUGGCCCGGGCCACUCUCUGUCCUGAGUUCUCCACAAUCCUGAGCGCAGCUGAUCACGGCAUGGGUGCUGAGGGCCAAGGGGGGCAUCUUUGCUCCAUCUAACCAUCUCCUACUAAUCUAGGAGCCACCCCCCAUGUAGGCCACGUCCCCUAGGGAUAGUGACCACCUCCCCUUGGCCCCCAGGGAGGAUUUGACUUGGAGAAUGUCAGUUCACAAGGUGCAUUUGUCAACUAUAUUCCUCUUGAGUUACCUCUCUGGGGACCCUCGGAAGCUGAAAGUCAUGAUACUAAUACUAUGUAAUUGCCACAGGAUACCAAAGACGUCUGGAAGCGUAAGAUAACACCCUUGUAGCAAGUGACCACAAAGGGAUGGAGAUUGCAAAGGUGCUUGAAAUGACUGAGGCCUGGUAACAGUUGUAGAGAUUCCUAGAGGUGAAAAAGGAUUCGGUUAAUAGACCAGUGCGGAAAGAAAUUGGGCAGAGCCACUGUGUGGGUGUGAGGAGAGGCUGGCGUGCAGAUCAGUCAAGAGGUAGGGGUGGGGACAUCCCCAUAGCAGGAGGAGCUGUGUGGGGAUGCCCACACCAGACCGCCCUUCGUCUGUCCUCAAGGGUCAGUUGUACUGUGGACAGCGACUUUCCAGGGCCAAAUAAAGGCUGGCAGGGACCACUUGACAACCUUACCACUGUGGGGGGACAGAGGACUCAAAGACACGCCAAAGGUACCUUUUCUGGGUGAGCACUCCCCUGAAACUACCAUCACAGUCCCCACUGGCUUUUUCUGCCCAGAGCUGGCUUCUCUGGUGAGCCCAGGGCACAGAGCCAUGAACGGCCAUUUGAGGGGGUGUGGAUAGCAGGUCAAGAGGGACUCCAGGAGCCUGAAGUGGAAGGACAAAACAGACAUCCCUCUGCCCCACUUCAGGCCUGAGUGCUCCCUCCCAGGCCAGGAGCCUGUAAGAGAUGCCUUCCUUGCAAAGCUGUUGCAGAAAAGGCCACACGGUGCCUCAAUCAUGAGUCACCACAGAAACGUGGCCCUUUGUGCUUUGAAGUCUCGUGAGGUAGGAUCAGAAGCACUGUCACUUCAAAGCCAGACCUUUGAGGCUUCAGAUGGCAGCUUUGUUCCGGAGGCCCACGCCUGAGUGAGUGUAACCAAGAUGCUGCCUGCAAGGGGGACCUGCAUCUCCACCGGGGCCAGCACAGUUAUGCAAAGGCUGCUUAGGGUGCAUAAGCACCCUAAGAGAAGAAGAAGCCUCUCUUCUCAGUAGGUGGCUUCGGGCUGUGCGUCGUGCAGAUGAAAGAGCAUACACAUGUGCGCGUUUCUCGUUCAAGCAGUGUCUUGGAGCGGCUCGCCAGUGGAGGCCACACAGAAUUUAGGAAAGUUGUGCCAGAGUUGACUAGAUCUGGCUAAACCCAGAUUUUCCAAACAGCCGAUUCCCCAAGUCAGUGCCUAGUGAAUUGCAGACGGAAUGACCCUGACUUGGGGAAAACUAAUGUCCAAUGACCCAUUGAUCGCCAUGUGAGCCCCCAGCCAAAGCACAGUUCUGGGAGUGGGUGGAGGGGUUUCCCUGAGGGCAGUAGAGAAGCCUUGAGGCCAGUGGGCCUGGAGUGGUUAAGGAGGGCUCUAGAGGACCAGCUCAGGGUGGGACAUGUUUGUGGGGGUGGGUCUCCAGACAGCAUUAGGUAGGUGGAGAGACCUCUCCCUCCCCAAGAUGGGCCAUGCGUUGCUGGGCAGUGGGCACUGGGCACUGGGUGUGGCCCCCUUCGGCAGUAGAUACCAGCCUCUUUGCUGUGGAUUGCCUUCAGUUUCCUAAAUCUUCAGUGCCAACUUCAAGUCGCAGCCAGGGCACAGCUUUCACCAAGGAGAAUCAGUGUGAGCUUUAUAGCAGAGCAUGAGACCCAGAGAUGCCUGGAGGGGGGAACCCACAGAAAAUAGGACUUCCCAUAUUAAUGGAAGGUGGGGAGCAAAGUCAUUAUUCUCUGAGUAUUAUUAAAGGGUAUAUGACCCCAAAGACAGGACUAUUUCAAUUGCAUGAGCAAAGUGGGAUGAAAUUGAUGGUUAAGAGAUCUGUGAGUAUUGAUAGUUCUUCCCUGGGACUUUACACUGCAAAAAACACCCAUAUACGACAAGUAUGUUGUCAGUCUACCUGAGCUGCCAUAAUAAAACACUGCAGACUGAGUGCCUUAAACAACAGGAAUUUGUGUCCCACGGUUCUGGAGGCUGGAAGUCUCAGAUCGAGGUCUGGCAGGGUCAGUUUCUGGUGAGGCCGCUCUUCCUGGGUUGCUGAUGGCCACCUCCUCACUGUGUCCUAAGAGGCAGAGAGAGAGGAAACAAACUCUCUGGUGUCUCUUCUGCUAAGGACAUUAAUCCUACGGGAUCAGGCCUCACCCUUCCUUCAUUUUACCUUAGUUGCCUCCUAAAAGCCAUGUCUCCAAAUACGGUUACAUUGGGAAUUAGGGCUCCAGCAUGUGAAUUUUGGGGGGGGGACACUUCAAGUCACAGGAACGGCUUCUACGCUGACCUGGAGUAGAAGUCGCACUUCUCUUAUUUCUUCAAAUUGAACGUAACUUGCCCUAAUUCAUUCACCAAGGUUUACUGGAGGAUGCUCCAGCUCCAUUGUCACUGGAGCCCUUCUGCUCCCAAGAUCCUGCAUGGGUCCUAGCUGGGGCAUACCUUGAUGACUGCACUAUUUGCAGAGAAUCCUGGGUUUCAGUCCACACUGAUCACAGCCACGGUGCCCAUCGAGGACUGGGCCCUUCAACAGAGGCAUCUGAAUGACACUUGGGCACGCAGCUCACUCCUGCAGGCCCCAAGCCCUCCAUGUUAAAUGCUCUUGCACCUUCACGUCUGAGGCUCCUUGAGCAGAAUGCUUGUCUGGGCUCUUCUUGGGAACCACAAUAGCCCUGCACCUUCCCCGGCUGACCU
Messenger RNA from Pongo pygmaeus (Bornean orangutan), 8293 nucleotides. RefSeq names its product G protein-coupled receptor 55 (gene GPR55). Gene Ontology annotation, molecular function: cannabinoid receptor activity. Gene Ontology annotation, cellular component: plasma membrane. The record is from RefSeq and is a predicted model, not a curated record. The transcript has 2 exons. Gene Ontology annotation, biological process: phospholipase C-activating G protein-coupled receptor signaling pathway; positive regulation of Rho protein signal transduction. The coding region runs from base 1120 to 2079 and encodes 319 amino acids. Lineage: Eukaryota; Metazoa; Chordata; Mammalia; Primates; Hominidae.